Volvox carteri f. nagariensis is the source of this 396-nucleotide messenger RNA. RefSeq lists its product as uncharacterized. The record is from RefSeq and is a predicted model, not a curated record. The transcript has 4 exons. The coding region runs from base 1 to 396 and encodes 131 amino acids. Lineage: Eukaryota; Viridiplantae; Chlorophyta; Chlorophyceae; Chlamydomonadales; Volvocaceae.
AUGGCCGCGAUCGAUGUCACACUGGAGGACAUUGUGGACGAUGGAGAUGCCCGGGACCAGCGGACACGCAGUCCCAACGACGCGGCUGAAAUGGCGGCUCUCACGAGGUGCCUCCACGAGGCGCUGGGUGGGGACGACGAACGGGUGGAAGCUGUGCGCCAGAUUGAAUUGUUGCGUCAUGGGACUUGUUCCGAGGGCCGAUUUGACACCCCGAACAGGUCAAUUCGAUACCCUGUCAGGCUAAUUCAAUACCCUGCUAGGCCAAUUCGGCACCCGGACAGGCCAAUUCGACACCCGGACAGGCCAAUUCAGGCCCAGCACAGCCCAAUUCCGAGGCUCCACAGCGCAAUUCGAAUACCUCCGCACGGUGGUGCACUGCUGUCACCAGCUGCUUGA